This is a messenger RNA of Mesorhabditis spiculigera, 585 nucleotides long. The record is from the annotation of a GenBank genome assembly. NCBI's taxonomy places the organism in Eukaryota, Metazoa, Nematoda, Chromadorea, Rhabditida, Rhabditidae.
AUGCUCCGGCUGGGUGUCGCCAUAUUUUUAGGACUAUUCUUUGUAUACUGUAAUGCUGAGCAGAUAAAUCCAAAUGGUAAUGACCUGCAGAUAACCGGAAAUACGCUUUUAAUCCGGCACAAGCGAGCCUGGGACGACUACCUGGAGUUGAACUCGAUCACCAGGGGAAUGAAAAACCUGAUGCCAAAAGACCCAAAGAAGAUCAAGGCCGAGCAGGAGCACAUGCGUCAGAUUCUGAAGCGAAGGAAGGCCAGGCAAAGGCGAGAGCGCAUCUAUAGAAUCAGGGACAAUCGGGGGGACCGCAAGCUGCGUAGAAUCCGGAAGAUCCAGAAGAACAGGAAGAUCAACAAUUUCAAGAAGCGCAAGCAGCUCCGGAACCGCAGGAUAAGGAACUUGAGGAAACAAAGACAACUCCGCAACCGUCGAGCGCAGAAUAGGAGAAAAGCCCACCAGCGCCGAGCUGACGCCAAAAAGGCGCUGCUGGCCAGCACUACGCCAAAGCCGGAAGUGACUUCCUCUACUUCUGAAUUGACUACCGAAGCCACGUCUUCUACCUCCCAAUUGCCCUCAACCUCACCAGCUCAA